GCCAUCACCAUUUUCCUCUGCAUUACUUCUCUCACUACCAUUUUAACCUUUCCUUUUACAUAAAAAAUUCAUAACAUGGACGGCUCAGUAGCCAAAGGCACAUCCUGUAUCCAAGAUUCUCAAUCUUCUUCUGUUAUCGGGAACGCUGAUGCCACUCUCGGGCGCCAUUUGGCACGUAGGCUAGUUGAAAUUGGCAUUCAAGAUGUUUUCUCAGUGCCUGGUGAUUUCAAUCUCACACUUCUUGAUCACCUCAUUGCUGAACCAAGGCUUAAGAAUAUUGGCUGUUGCAAUGAACUCAAUGCUGGAUAUGCUGCUGAUGGCUAUGCACGAGCUCGCGGAGUUGGUGCAUGUGUUGUCACGUUUACUGUUGGUGGGCUCAGUGUGCUUAAUGCAAUAGCUGGUGCUUAUAGUGAAAACCUACCUGUUAUUUGCAUUGUGGGAGGUCCUAAUACUAAUGAUUAUGGAACUAAUAGAAUACUGCAUCAUACUAUUGGAUUGCCUGAUUUCAGCCAAGAAUUAAGAUGUUUUCAGACUGUUACAUGUUAUCAGGCCGUUGUAAACAACUUGGAUGAUGCACAUGAACAAAUUGAUAGAGCCAUUUCCACUGCUCUAAAAGAAAGCAAACCAGUAUACAUCAGUAUAAGUUGCAAUUUGCCAGCCAUUCCUCAUCCAACUUUCAGCAGGGAUCCCAUCCCAUUUUCUCUUUCACCUAGGUUAAGUAACAAGAGGGGAUUGGAAGCUGCAGUGGAUGCAGCAGUUACCUUUCUAAGCAAGGCAGUGAAACCAGUUAUGAUUGGAGGGCCAAAGCUAAGAGUAGCCAAAGCUUGUAAUGCUUUUGUUGAAUUGGCUGAUUCUUCUGGUUAUGCAAUGGCAGUGAUGCCAUCAGCAAAAGGGCUAGUCGCGGAACAACACCCUCACUUCAUUGGCACUUACUGGGGUGCAGUAGGCACAUCCUAUUGCGCAGAAAUUGUUGAAUCAGCUGAUGCUUACUUGUUUGCUGGUCCAAUCUUUAACGACUACAGCUCUGUUGGAUAUUCACUUCUGAUCAAGAAAGAGAAAUCGAUCAUCGUGCAGCCUGAUAGAGUUGUAAUUGGCAAUGGACCAGCUUUUGGUUGUGUCCUAAUGAAAGAUUUCCUGUCUGAACUAUCAAAGAAAAUAAAGAAAAAUGAAACUGCUUAUGAAAACUAUCGUCGGAUAUUUGUGCCUGAAGGAACACCUCUAAAAUCGGAGCCUAAUGAACCACUAAGAGUAAAUGUUCUGUUCCAGCAUAUACAGAAGAUGCUUUCAGAUGAAACAGCAGUGAUUGCUGAGACAGGGGAUUCUUGGUUCAAUUGCCAGAAGCUUAAGUUACCAGAAGGAUGUGGGUAUGUGACUAAUAACAGCUUAUCAGCCUGGUAUCCAUUUUAUUUACAGACAUUAGAAGAAAAAAGUUCGUGUUGCAGGUAUGAAUUCCAGAUGCAAUAUGGCUCCAUUGGUUGGUCUGUUGGUGCUACCUUGGGCUAUGCGCAAUCUGUACCUAAAAAACGUGUCAUAUCUUGCAUCGGUGAUGGAAGUUUUCAGGUUACUGCACAAGACGUGUCAACAAUGAUCCGUUGUGAGCAGAAGAGCAUAAUUUUCUUGAUUAAUAAUGGUGGUUACACCAUUGAGGUUGAAAUCCAUGACGGGCCAUACAAUGUGAUCAAGAACUGGAACUACACUGGCUUAGUGGAUGCUAUUCACAAUGGUGAAGGCAAUUGCUGGACCAUGAAGGUAAGGACUGAAGAGGAGCUCACAGAAGCAAUUGCAACUGCAACUGGGGAGAAGAAGGAUUGUUUAUGCUUCAUUGAAGUUAUUGUUCACAAGGAUGAUACUAGCAAAGAGCUGCUCGAAUGGGGUUCCAGGGUGUGUUCUGCCAAUGGCCGUCCACCAAACCCUCAAUGAGUCAAGAGUCUGGUUUUAUCUUAUCUAGAAUGAUAACGGCGUUGUUGAGGCCAACUUGCACGCACCCAAGCUAGCUCUUUCUUCAUGCCUCGAGAGUAUUAGAUUUCUUUCAAGUUUCGAGCAAUUAGAAAGCUGUUUACCAUUUAAUAAAAUGGAUUUUUGGAAUUAUUACAUGGCUCUAUUUGCUAUAGUUUCA
Nicotiana attenuata is the source of this 2116-nucleotide messenger RNA. RefSeq names its product pyruvate decarboxylase 2. The transcript is spliced from 5 exons. The record is from RefSeq and is a predicted model, not a curated record. Gene Ontology annotation, molecular function: thiamine pyrophosphate binding; carboxy-lyase activity; magnesium ion binding. Bases 76 to 1920 code for a protein of 614 amino acids. NCBI's taxonomy places the organism in Eukaryota, Viridiplantae, Streptophyta, Magnoliopsida, Solanales, Solanaceae.